Penaeus vannamei (Pacific white shrimp) is the source of this 561-nucleotide messenger RNA. Lineage: Eukaryota; Metazoa; Arthropoda; Malacostraca; Decapoda; Penaeidae. The record is from RefSeq and is a predicted model, not a curated record.
AUGAGUAUGACCUUACGAUACCACGACCUCGCUCCUGAAUCCACCUCAACCUCAGUCUUCUACCUCUCAGAUGCUGUCGUUGAGUUGCGGGGACAUUUGAAGGGAAAGGAAAAUAGUGGCUACCUGAUCGUGGGCGGCGGCGGCGGGGGCGGCCAUCACGGACCAAGCUCGUCAAGCAUCGCCAAUCAGGCUGCCGCUCAGGCCACCGCCGCAGCCGCAGAUCUGAAGGCCGUUUCUCAGGCCGCUGCGUCUCAAGCUGCGUCUCAGGCUGCGGCCACAGCCUCCGCAGCGGCACAGUCUGCCACAGCCGCAGCUGCUCAGGGACAGGCUCAGGCUGCGCAGAUCACGCAGGCCGCGCAGGGAGCGCAGGCUGCGGCCUUCGCCGAGUCUUCGCUGUCCAGCCAGGCGAGCAGCGCCGUUCAGUCUGCCGAGAACACCUACAACACAGCCGUGGCCUUGGCCAAUGCCCUGAGACACGCCCAGGCCGAGGCUCAGGCUGUGGCCGCGCAGGCGCUGCAGGCUCUGCAGGCAGCCCAGGCGGUGCAGUCAGCACAGCAAUAA